CUCCUCCCCUCCGCCGCCGCCCGCUCGUCAAAGCGAGCCUCCUCCGCCGCCCCUGUGUCCCCGCCCCUGCAGAGGAAGCCUCCGUGAAGCGCCACAGACGGAGACCAGAGCCCUGACGCUGGGUGGUGAAGCCAGGCCGAGACCCCGCACAGCCCCGCAGCACCGACAGUACCGACAGCCCUCCUCCGGUCCUCCUCGCCUCCGCUCGGCGGCCCGAACGACUACCCCUGCUCCUCCGACCUCCUCUCUCCGCCGCGCCUGGAUUUCAUCAUCCGACCUGCAAGAUGGGAAAUGAAGCCAGUUACCCCCUGGAGAUGUGCUCGCAUUUCGAUGCUGAUGAGAUUAAGAGGCUAGGGAAGAGGUUUAAGAAACUCGACCUAGAUAACUCUGGCUCGCUCAGCGUGGAGGAGUUCAUGUCGCUGCCGGAGCUGCAACAGAACCCGCUGGUGCAGAGGGUUAUCGACAUCUUUGACACGGACGGGAACGGAGAGGUGGACUUUAAAGAGUUCAUCGAGGGAGUCUCACAGUUCAGCGUCAAGGGCGACAAGGAGCAGAAGCUUCGGUUCGCCUUUAGGAUCUACGACAUGGACAAGGACGGCUACAUCUCCAACGGCGAGCUCUUCCAGGUGCUCAAGAUGAUGGUAGGCAACAACCUGAAGGACACGCAGCUCCAGCAGAUCGUGGACAAGACCAUUAUCAACGCAGACAAGGACGGAGACGGCAGGAUAUCCUUCGAAGAGUUCUGUGCAGUGGUCGGCGGCCUCGAUAUACACAAAAAGAUGGUGGUGGACGUGUGAGCGCCCCCCCGCUCACUGGAUCCCGCCCCGCCCCCCCUUCCUCCUCGACACUCGCUUUCUCCACCAUCUCUGAAGAUCUGCUCAAGACGUCCGGCAAAACGCUCACUAUGUAACUCAAUGGAAGUAUUCUCUCUCUCUCGCUCUCUCUCUCUCUCUCUCUCUCUCUCUCCUUCUCACUCUCUCUCUCUCUCUCUCUCCUUCUCACUCUCUCUCUCUCUCUCUCCUUCUCACUCUCUCUCUCUCUCUCUCUCUCUCUCUCUCUCCUUUUAACUCUCUCUCUCUCCUUCUCACUCUCUCUCUCUCUCUCUCUAUCCUUCUCACUCUCUCUCUCUCUCUCUCUCCUUCUCACUCUCUCUCUCCUCUCUCUCUGUGAAGCCACUUUUUUCUUUCACAAACCACCGGCCUCUGAAGUGUUGUUGAGCUGGAAGUCCUCGAUGACGCGGUCGUAGCGCUUCAAGAGAUUGAAGGACACCGAUCCGACUUUUGGAUGAGGGGGGGAGAAAGGCGGAGGGGGGGGGCUCAGUGAGGCGGCUGGUUGGCUUGUUCAUAUUUCAUCCUUCGUUCUUUUUUUUUUUAAGGUUAUUUUUGAUAUUUAUUUUUUGUUCUUGUCUUUUAUAAAGAAGAAAAAAAUAUAUCUCCGGUUGUCUGGCGAGGGGAAGUGUGUAGUACGUGGACACUUGACUUACAGUACAACUAGACCUUAGGGUAUGAAGUGCCAACCAGAACAUAUCCAGAAACCCAGUUAUUACCCACCACCACCAGUCAUCUCGCCGCGACACUUCCAGCUGCACGAGUCGGGUUUCAGACGCAGAACAACAUUUCAGCUGCGUCUUCUUUCUUUGGUUUGCUCUCCUCUAUUUCAGCUUCACACACGAGCCGUUAACCAUUAGACCAGUUCAGCUUCCAGUCGCUCUUCGCAAAAAGCAAUUGGUUCUCUUUCUUUUUGUUCUUUUGUAAUAAGAUUAGCUAGUUUUAUUUAUACGUACGAUUGUGUUUGUAUUGUUGGAGACUCUCCUUGUUUCUUGUCAUGAUAAUAGAUUCAAAUAAAAUGCCAAGACGAUGUCUUUUCAACACAAUCUGUGGCUGCAGAGCGAAACCUGGUUUACUCUCGAUGAAGUAUUGUGCGUUUCUCCCGACGCUUCGUGGAAAUCGUUAAAAUUUCAAGACCUGUUUUUGGGACAGCGGCUGGACACUGAGGGGAAUAGUUCAAGAGUGAGAUUUUACAUUGUUUGUGCAAGUAUAUAGGAUUUUAAGAGACUUAUCUGCAGGCAGCGUUUUUUAACCAGUAUGUGUAUAUUAGGUGAUCAAUGUGCUCGUCAUCUUUCACAGCGACAGGAGAAGGCAGCUCUGCCUCAGCUUAACGUGAGCCCCUCUGGAUUCUUACCUUCUCAGCCUCGCGCAGGUCGGCUCGGUUUCUCAAACGCAAAACACUUAAAAUCUUAACUUGUUGGCAUGAUCAGUGUGCAAUGGGAUAGACUGUAUAUUGUAGUUAGGUUCUUUUUCUUUUUUGAACGUGUACAUUUCAGAAGUUGGCUUCUUCUCCCACCUUUUUAGUUUCUGUCACAAUCACCUCAUUUCUCCCUCUUCCACCCACUUCUACAAAACAGGGAGAAAAACUAAAUUUUAACCAAAAUGUUAAUUUCUAAGGGAAAAAUGCUUCCUACUAUGAAUGGCGUUGGGAUGGCUUUUUUUGUGUUUGGCUUCGGAGGCCGCCCGCCGGUUCGAUCGGGGGGGGUUUCGGUCAGAGAUGUGAAUCCGGAGUGCUCUGUGGUCCCUCCUCCCAAAGCUCUGCACGGCUUGGGCCUCCCUGUGCUUGCAUGACAUGGAAAUAUAUUUUUUGUUGUGCAUGUAGAUCAAUUUUUUGAAAUAAUCCUCUUGUUUACACAUGGAUGGUGAUGUUAAUAUAUUUAAGAAUUUAAUGGUAUACAAUAUGGAUGUUGCCAAACUUUGGUAAAUGUACACAUAAUAUGAGAGGUAAUCCAAAUGAACUGAACUACAUGUAACUUUUUGUAUUUUUACCCGGGUCAGUGAGAUGCUUCUAUUCCAGUGAAGGUUGCACAUCUGAUCCUGUCUCAAACUGCCACGCACUGUACUCAGCUUAAAGGGGAAACUUUUAUGUUUUUUUGUUUCUUUCUUUUGUAUAUAAGUAUUUGUUAAAUGCAGUUCUGGCUCUCUGUUCUCUGUAUAGUUCAGACCGCGCUUUAGUUUGUAAGUGCUACUUCUUCUCUGACGGACUUUGGGUUCUUUUUAGUUUGUGUGGGGAUAUAUGAAAAGAUUUAAGUUUGAGAACCUUUUCUUUUUCCCUUUUUCUGCAUGCUGCAUCUUAUGCUGUGGGACUGUUGGAAACUUGAUACUGUAUGAAAAUUAAAUAAAAUUUAAAUAAACUUUGAAAUGUUGAAAGUAA
Platichthys flesus (European flounder) is the source of this 3201-nucleotide messenger RNA. RefSeq names its product protein phosphatase 3, regulatory subunit B, alpha a (gene ppp3r1a). Gene Ontology annotation, molecular function: calcium ion binding; calcium-dependent protein serine/threonine phosphatase regulator activity. The record is from RefSeq and is a predicted model, not a curated record. The transcript has 6 exons. Lineage: Eukaryota; Metazoa; Chordata; Actinopteri; Pleuronectiformes; Pleuronectidae. Bases 285 to 797 code for a protein of 170 amino acids.